Messenger RNA from Funneliformis geosporum, 1212 nucleotides. NCBI's taxonomy places the organism in Eukaryota, Fungi, Glomeromycota, Glomeromycetes, Glomerales, Glomeraceae. The record is from the annotation of a GenBank genome assembly.
AUGUUUCGAUAUAACAUAUUGCUUAUUUUUCUCCUUCAAUUGAUUACGCUUGUUAAUUCUUAUAAACUUAUAGGGCGUUCGCUUCAUACUGCAAAUUACAUAAAUGAUAAAAUUUACUUUCUUGGAGGUGAAACAGAUACAGCAUCAUAUACAAAUGAUUUUUUUUAUUUAGACGUUUCGGCUCCCUUUACUCUAAAUUCUUUGCCAAUAGUUGAUUUGACCAGAAAUGUUCAGAUUGCUAAACUUCAAAGAGCAAGUUCAACCGUGUGUGGUCCUAAUAAAGAUACAAUCUUUCUGUUUGGUGGUUGGAUUGACAUCGAUGAAAGUGCUGCAUCAUUAGUUUAUACAUUCAACAUUAGCGUUCCACAAUGGACUAAUACAAAUAUUAGAGGACCUCAACCAAAUAGACGUGUAGCGUCAUCAGUUGUCUGUGAUGAUAAAGAUGCAAGGAUGUAUAUAUUUGGUGGUACUAACAACGAAGGUUAUAAAAAUGAUUUUGAUAUUUUAGACACAGAUCAAAUAACGUGGUCAUUGGGGAAUAGAAUAAAUAUCCCACCUCCUAUGGACUUGGCUACCGCAAAUUUAUUAUCGGAUGGGAAAAUCGUCUAUCUUGGAGGUUAUAGUAAUGGACAACUAAUUAGCAUGUCAAAGAUUUAUUUAUAUGACACCAUUAAUGAUGAAUGGUUACGAAUGAUUACAAUGGAUACUCCACCAAAUGGUAGAGCUUGGCACUCAGCCGUCUUAACACAUGAUGGUCGCAUUAUUGUCUACGGAGGAGUUCCGGUUUCCUCUUAUGAUAAAUUAUCGGUUCUAGAUACCACCGUACAACCCUUUAGAUGGAGUAUUCCCGAAAUUAUAUUUACCCCUAGUUCUGCACCAUACAUGGGACAUACAGCUACUCUUGUUGGAAAUUUAAUGAUUGUUGCAUUUGGUUUGAUCGAUAAAGGUUCAGCUCCUGAUGUUUACAGUAAUCAAAUUCUUAUGCUUGACAUCAGUGAUAAAUAUGAUUACAAGUGGGUCAUGAAUUUUACUCCAAAUACUACUGUACCGGACCCUGUACCAGCUCCAUCACCAGCUCCGGAUUCAAGCCAUAAAGCACUUUUUAUCUCAUUUGCCGUGAUAAUUAUUGUAAUUAUAAUUUGCUCGUUAUAUUAUUAUAUAUAUUAUGUUAGGUAUGCAAAUGCGAGAGAUCGUGUCCCACUAUUAUCUUAA